GUGCAGAGCCAGGUGUGUGUAAUGACUUCCAGUCUCAGGACUGAGUGGGGACACACACAUGCGAGCCCCGAGGGUGGCCCGGGGCUGGGGUGUGAGAAUGAAGGUCUACACGUGGGAGGGGCCCUCCGGUGUUGUGAAUGGCUGAGCUGCUGCGGCGGCGGCGAGCCCAGGCCCCGCACCGUCUGGUUGGGACACCCGGAGAAGAGGGACCAGAGGUAUCCUCGAAAUGUCAUCAACAACCAGAAGUACAAUUUCUUCACCUUCCUCCCUGGGGUGCUGUUCAACCAGUUCAAGUACUUCUUCAACCUCUACUUCUUGCUUCUCGCCUGUUCCCAGUUUGUACCUGAGAUGAGACUGGGUGCACUCUAUACCUACUGGGUCCCUCUGGGCUUCGUGCUGGCCGUCACCAUCAUCCGAGAGGCUGUGGAGGAGGUGCGGUGCUGUGUGCGGGACAAGGAUGUGAACUCUCAAGUCUACAGCAGGCUCACAGCCAGAGGGACGGUGAAGGUGAAGAGUUCCAACAUCCAGGUGGGGGAUCUGAUCAUCGUUGAGAAGAACCAGCGGGUCCCAGCCGACAUGGUGUUCCUAAGGACGUCAGAGAAAAAUGGGUCUUGCUUCUUGCGCACGGACCAGCUGGAUGGGGAGACGGACUGGAAACUGCGCCUUCCUGUGGCCUGCACGCAGCGGCUGCCCACAGCUGCCGACCUGCUGCAGAUCCGGGCGUACGUCUACGCGGAGGAGCCGAACAUCGACAUUCACAACUUCGUGGGGACUUUUAACAGAGAGGACAGCGACCCCCCCAUCAGUGAGAGUCUGGGCAUGGAGAAUGCCCUGUGGGCUGGCUCGGUUGUGGCAUCAGGGACGGUCGUGGGUGUUGUCCUUUACACCGGCCGAGAACUACGGAGCGUCAUGAAUACCUCGAACCCCCGGAGUAAGAUUGGCCUGUUUGACUUGGAGGUGAACUGCCUCACGAAGAUCCUGUUCGGCGCGCUGGUGGUGGUGUCGCUGGUCAUGGUGGCACUGCAGCACUUUGCCGGCCGCUGGUACCUGCAGAUCAUCCGCUUCCUCCUCCUCUUUUCCAACAUCAUCCCCAUCAGUUUGCGCGUGAACCUGGACAUGGGCAAGAUCGUGUACAGCUGGGUGAUUCGCAGGGAUUCAAAAAUUCCGGGGACUGUGGUUCGCUCCAGCACGAUCCCUGAGCAGCUGGGCAGGAUUUCUUACUUACUCACAGACAAGACAGGAACUUUGACCCAGAAUGAAAUGGUUUUCAAACGGCUACACCUGGGCACAGUGGCCUAUGGCCUGGACUCCAUGGAUGAAGUGCAGAGCCAUGUAUUCAGUGUCUACACCCAGCAAUCGCAGGAGCCCCCGGCGCAGCGGGGCCCCGCGGUGGCCACCAAGGUGCGGCGCACCAUGAGCAGCCGCGUGCAUGAGGCGGUGAAGGCCAUCGCGCUGUGCCACAACGUCACCCCCGCCUACGAGUCCAACGGCGCCACCGACCAGGCCGAGGCCGAGAAGCAGUACGAGGACUCGUGCCGUGUGUACCAGGCGUCCAGCCCAGACGAGGUGGCCCUGGUCCAGUGGACGGAGAGCGUGGGUUUAACCCUGGUGGGCCGCGAUCAGUCUUCCAUGCAGCUGAGGACCCCUGGCGACCAGAUCAUGAACUUCACCAUCCUGCAGAUCUUCCCCUUCACCUACGAGAGCAAGCGCAUGGGCAUCAUCGUGAGGGACGAGUCCUCUGGAGAAAUCACCUUCUACAUGAAGGGGGCGGAUGUGGUGAUGGCCGGCAUUGUGCAGUACAACGACUGGCUGGAGGAGGAGUGCGGCAACAUGGCCCGGGAAGGGCUGCGGGUGCUCGUGGUGGCCAAGAAGUCUCUCACCGAGGAGCAGUACCAGGACUUCGAGGCCCGCUACGUGCAGGCCAAGCUGAGCGUGUAUGACCGCUCCCUCAAAGUGGCCACGGUGAUCGAGAGCCUGGAGAUGGAGAUGGAGCUGCUGUGCCUGACGGGCGUGGAGGACCAGCUGCAGGCCGACGUGCGGCCCACGCUGGAGACGCUGCGCAACGCGGGCAUCAAGGUGUGGAUGCUGACGGGGGACAAGCUGGAGACGGCCACCUGCACAGCCAAGAACGCGCACCUGGUGACCCGGAACCAAGACAUCCACGUUUUCCAGCUGGUGACCAACCGCGGGGGCGCCCACCUGGAGCUGAACGCCUUCCGCCGGAAGCACGACUGCGCCCUGGUCAUCUCGGGGGACUCCCUGGAGGUGUGCCUCAAAUACUACGAGUACGAGUUCAUGGAGCUCGCGUGUCAGUGUCCGGCCGUGGUGUGCUGCCGCUGCGCGCCCACGCAGAAGGCGCAGAUCGUGCGUCUGCUCCAGGAGCGCACGGGGAAGCUCACCUGCGCAGUGGGUGACGGAGGCAACGACGUCAGCAUGAUCCAGGAGGCCGACUGCGGCGUGGGUGUGGAGGGAAAGGAAGGGAAGCAAGCCUCGCUGGCCGCCGACUUCUCCAUCACGCAGUUCAAGCACCUCGGCCGGCUGCUCAUGGUGCACGGGCGGAACAGCUACAAGCGCUCGGCGGCCCUCAGCCAGUUCGUGAUCCACCGGAGCCUCUGCAUCAGCACCAUGCAGGCUGUCUUCUCCUCCGUGUUCUACUUCGCGUCCGUGCCGCUCUACCAAGGCUUCCUGAUCAUCGGGUACUCCACCAUCUACACCAUGUUCCCCGUCUUCUCUCUGGUUCUGGACAAGGAUGUCAAGUCGGAAGUGGCCAUGCUGUACCCCGAGCUCUACAAGGACCUCCUCAAGGGACGGCCGUUGUCCUACAAGACGUUCCUGAUCUGGGUUCUAAUUAGCAUCUACCAAGGGAGCACCAUCAUGUAUGGGGCGCUGCUGCUGUUCGAGUCCGAGUUUGUGCACAUCGUGGCCAUCUCCUUCACGUCGCUCAUCCUCACGGAGCUGCUCAUGGUGGCACUCACCAUCCAGACGUGGCAUUGGCUCAUGACAGUAGCCGAGCUGCUCAGCCUGGCCUGCUACAUCGCCUCUCUGGUGUUCCUCCACGAGUUCAUUGACGUGUACUUCAUCGCCACCCUGUCCUUCCUGUGGAAAGUGUCGGUCAUCACGCUGGUCAGCUGCCUCCCGCUCUACGUCCUCAAGUACCUGCGACGCCGCUUCUCACCCCCCAGCUACUCGAAGCUCACGUCCUAGGCUGUGCGCGUGCGCGGAAGGGGGACGCACGUCCUAGGCUGUGCGUGCGCGAAGUUGGGGGGGGGGGGUGGAAUCCCACGUCCCAGGUUCCGCGCGUGCGCGGAAGGGACCCACGUCCUAGGCUGCGCGUGCGCAGAGGGGACCCGGCCCGGCCCUGCCCGCAACCUGGGGACACGGUCCCUGUUCAUUUGUGCUGCCCGCUGCCCGAGGGCGCGGUCGGAGUCGCUAACCCGUGGUCCUCGCGCUGUGGCACAGGCCCUGACCCUGGAGACGCGGAGGGGGGCGCGGGGCCGCGUGCGUGGGUCGCUGUGCCGGCUUCCUUGUGACUUGAAUUUUGUUGCUCUGUGAUAAAGUUUCUGUGUAGGUGAA
Molecule: messenger RNA, 3573 nt
Organism: Dipodomys spectabilis (banner-tailed kangaroo rat)
Lineage: Eukaryota; Metazoa; Chordata; Mammalia; Rodentia; Heteromyidae
Gene: Atp9a
Product: ATPase phospholipid transporting 9A (putative)
Exons: 28
Coding region: 22-3204 (1060 amino acids)
Biological process (GO): endocytosis; phospholipid translocation; retrograde vesicle-mediated transport, Golgi to endoplasmic reticulum
Cellular component (GO): trans-Golgi network; plasma membrane; endosome
Molecular function (GO): ATPase-coupled intramembrane lipid carrier activity; ATP binding; ATP hydrolysis activity
Source: RefSeq, a predicted model, not a curated record